Molecule: messenger RNA, 4960 nt
Organism: Gossypium arboreum
Lineage: Eukaryota; Viridiplantae; Streptophyta; Magnoliopsida; Malvales; Malvaceae
Product: CHD3-type chromatin-remodeling factor PICKLE-like
Exons: 31
Coding region: 376-4764 (1462 amino acids)
Biological process (GO): chromatin remodeling; negative regulation of transcription by RNA polymerase II
Cellular component (GO): nucleus; chromatin
Molecular function (GO): histone binding; iron ion binding; DNA binding
Source: RefSeq, a predicted model, not a curated record
UUAGAUUCAAAGCACCUGAGAAUGUUAGGGAAUGAAUGAGGUUUUAGUUUUAACUUCCUCGAAACUCUGUCAAGUGGAGAUUGCGUUUUUUUUCUCUGUUUUCAAUAAUAAUUGUUUCACUUUGAUAUGUUUGUUUAAUUUUUGGUAUUACUGUUUACGUAUCAACUUGAAAGUUCAGUUUUAGGGUUGAUAAUUGGUAUUUCUAACAUGAUACUUUUAUAUUUUAGAUGCAUUCAUAUAAGUGAAUGUAUGACCUUCUCUGUUAUGCUCAAGGUGAAGUUUGGUUGAUAAUUAUAAACCAGUUUAACAUACGGACAUGAAACUGGUUUAGUUUAUAGGAUAUGUCUUUUGCAUCAAGGCUUGGCGCCUAGGAAUAUGAGUAGCUUGGUUGAGAGGCUUCGGAUUAGAUCAGAUCGACGGCCAGUUUACAAUUUGGAUGAAUCAGAUGACGAUGCCGAUUUUGUGUCUGGAAAAUCUGGUAAAAUUGAGGGGAAUUUGGAAAAGAUAGUCAGGACUGACGCGAAAGAGAAGUCAUGCCAAGCCUGUGGAGAGGGUGAGAAUCUCUUUAGUUGUGCAACAUGUACUUAUGCAUACCAUCCAAAGUGUUUACUUCCUCCAUUAAAAGCUCCACUUCCUGACAACUGGAGAUGCCCUGAGUGCUUUAGCCCUCUGAACGAUAUUGACAAGAUAUUAGAUUGUGAAAUGCGUCCUACUGUGGCUGAUGAUAAUGAUGCUUCCAAGCUGGGUUCAAAGCAAAUAUUUGUGAAACAGUAUCUUGUGAAGUGGAAAGGAUUAUCAUAUUUGCAUUGUACUUGGGUACCUGAGAAGGAAUUCAUAAAAGCUUUCAAGUCCAAUCCUCGUUUAAGGACUAAGGUGAACAAUUUCCAUCGACAAGUGGCAUCAAACAAUAGCUCUGAAGAUGACUUUGUUGCCAUUAGACCUGAGUGGACUACAGUUGAUCGCAUUCUUGCUUGCAGGGGCGAUGAUGAUGACGAGAAGGAGUACCUUGUCAAGUAUAAAGAACUUCCCUAUGAUGAAUGUUAUUGGGAGUUUGAAUCAGAUAUAUCUGCAUUUGAACCCGAAAUUGAGAGAUUUAAUAAAAUUCAAUCCAGAUCUCGUAAAUCUUCUGCUAGUAGGCAAAAAAGCAGCCUUCAAAAUGCUGUUGAGUUCAAGAAGUCAAAGGAAUUUCAACCAUAUGAACAUAGUCCUGAAUUUCUUUCUGGAGGCUCGCUGCAUCCUUACCAACUUGAAGGGUUGAACUUCUUGCGUUUUUCUUGGUCCAAACAAACACAUGUAAUUCUUGCUGAUGAGAUGGGCCUUGGUAAAACCAUCCAGAGCAUUGCAUUUUUAGCAUCACUUUUUAAAGAAAACAUUGCUCCUCAUUUGGUAGUAGCACCACUUUCAACACUACGGAACUGGGAAAGGGAGUUUGCUACAUGGGCUCCCCAAAUGAAUGUUGUUAUGUAUGUUGGCACUUCCCAAGCUCGUGCAAUUAUAAGGGAAUAUGAAUUUUAUCAUCCAAAAAAUCAUAAGAAGAUCAAGAAAAAGAAAUCUGGUCAAAUUGUUAGUGAAAGCAAGCAAGAUAGAAUAAAAUUUGAUGUCCUGUUAACAUCAUAUGAGAUGAUUAACUUGGACACAACAUCGUUGAAGCCAAUAAUGUGGGAGUGCAUGAUUGUUGAUGAAGGUCACCGGCUCAAGAACAAGGAUUCAAAGUUGUUUCUUUCACUGAAGCAGUAUACCACUAACCACCGCACUCUUUUGACUGGAACGCCUCUUCAGAACAAUCUGGAUGAACUUUUCAUGCUAAUGCACUUCCUUGAUGCUGGAAAGUUUGGAAGUUUAGAGGAGUUCCAGGAGCAAUUUAAGGAUAUCAGUCAGGAGAUGCAGAUUUCAAGACUUCAUGACAUGUUGGCCCCACAUCUCCUUAGAAGGCUGAAGAAGGAUGUCAUGAAGCAACUUCCUCCCAAGAAAGAACUUAUUUUACGUGUUGAUUUAAGUAGCAAGCAGAAAGAAUAUUACAAGGCGAUUUUGACUCGUAACUAUCAGAUACUUACCCGACGUGGUGGUGCACAAAUAUCUCUCAUUAAUGUGGUUAUGGAGUUGCGAAAGCUAUGCUGUCAUCCCUAUAUGUUGGAAGGGGUAGAACCAGAUAUCGAAGAUGCAAAUGAAGCUUACAAACAGCUCCUGGAAUCCUCUGGGAAAUUGCAACUGUUGGACAAGAUGAUGGUAAAGCUUAAAGAACAGGGUCAUAGAGUUCUUAUAUAUUCACAGUUCCAGCACAUGUUGGACUUACUGGAGGAUUACUGUACUUACAAGAAGUGGCAGUAUGAACGUAUAGAUGGAAAGGUUGGUGGGGCUGAGAGGCAAAUACGCAUAGAUCGGUUUAAUGCCAAAAAUUCUUCCCGGUUCUGUUUUUUGCUUUCCACUAGAGCUGGUGGCUUGGGUAUAAAUCUUGCAACUGCUGAUACGGUUAUCAUAUAUGAUAGUGAUUGGAAUCCCCAUGCUGAUUUACAAGCAAUGGCUAGAGCUCAUCGACUUGGACAAACAAACAAGGUGAUGAUUUAUCGACUCGUAACAAGAAGAUCCAUAGAAGAAAGGAUGAUGCAGAUGACUAAGAAGAAAAUGGUUUUGGAGCAUCUUGUUGUUGGUAGGCUAAAAGCUCAAAAUAUUAAUCAGGAAGAGUUGGAUGACAUCAUCAGAUAUGGUUCAAAGGAACUAUUUGCUGAUGAGAAUGAUGAAGCAGGGAAGUCUGGUCAAAUUCAUUAUGAUGAUGCUGCUAUCGAUAGAUUAUUGGAUCGUGAACAAGCUGACAGUGAAGAUGCUUCAGUGGAUGACGAAGCAGAUGAUGAAAUUUUGAAGGCCUUCAAGGUUGCUAAUUAUGAAGUUAUAAAGGAAUCGGAAACUGUUGCAGAGGAAGAAACUCAAAAUGUGGCUGUUGAAAAUAAAGAUACUACGAACAAUUCUGAAAGAACAAGUUACUGGGAGGAGUUGUUACGAGACAGAUAUGAAGUUCAUAAAGUUGAGGAGUUUAAUGCUUUGGGAAAGGGAAAGAGAAGCCGUAAGCAGAUGGUUUCUGUUGAAGAUGAUGACCUUGCUGGUUUGGAAGAUGUAAGCUCUGAUGGUGAGGACUUUGAAGCUGAAGUAACCGAUGCUGAUACUUCAGCUGUAAAUCAACCUGGGAGGAAGCCUUACAAGAAGAGAAUUCGUGUGGAUAAUACGGAGCCCCUCCCUCUAAUGGAAGGUGAAGGAAAAUCAUUCAGGGUGCUUGGUUUCAAUCAGAGUCAAAGGGCCGCAUUUGUACAGAUAUUGAUGAGGUUUGGGGUCGGGGAUUUUGACUGGAAGGAGUUUGCAUCUCGCUUAAAACAGAAGAGUUAUGACGAAAUAAAAGAUUAUGGUACUCUUUUCCUGACGCAUAUUGCUGAAGAUAUAACCGAUUCUCCUACAUUUUCCGAUGGUGUUCCUAAAGAAGGUCUUAGAAUUCAAGAUGUCCUAGUUAGGAUUGCUGUCCUGCUUUUAGUAAGUGAGAAGGUGAAGGAUGCAUCAGAAAAGCCUGGCACCCGUCUUUUUACUGAUGAUAUUAUGAUGCGUUACCCAACACUAAAGGGCGGGAAAUUUUGGAAAGAGGAACAUGAUUUGCUGUUACUGCGCGCGGUUUUAAAGCAUGGGUAUGGAAGAUGGCAAGCCAUUGUUGAUGAUAAAGACUUGAGGAUUCAGGAGGUGAUCUGUCAAGAGUUGAAUCUUCCCAUCAUAAAUCUUCCUAUUCCUGGGCAAGCUGGUUCUCAAGUGCAAAAUGGUGCUAAUACAACAAAUAUAGAACCAACAGGAACCCAGACUCAGGGAAAUGGCUCUGGUAAUGAUGUGGGAGGUGAGGUAGCCCAGGGAGUUGCUGAUACUGUGAACCAAGCGCGAGUAUACCAUGAUCCUUCUAUAUUGUAUCAUUUUAGAGAUAUGCAGAGAAGGCAGGUUGAAUAUGUCAAGAAAAGGGUGCUUCUCUUGGAAAAGGGCCUCAAUGCGGAGUAUCAGAAAGAGUUUUAUGGUGAGAUGAAAACAAAUGAGGUGGCAAGUGAACAGCAAGAGAAUGGAAAAAGAGUCGCAGACAUGUCAAAUGCAAGGACAACAAAGACCCCUUCACAAGUGACUUACUGCUUACCACCAAUAGAAGUAAUUGCUUCAGAAGAAAUUUCAGCAGCUGCUUGCAACAACGAUGCAGAUCGAUUGGAACUGCCUCAGCAUUACAAUAAGAUUUGCAAGAUAUUGGAGGACAAUGUUCAUGAAGCAGUUCAGUCAAGCCUCAAUCUAAAGAAAAACCUCCAUACAUUGGAAGAAAUUUGUGGGGACAUAUCUCGAAUUCUUUCACCUGCAGAGCAGCCUGUAGUCAGUACUGCUGCAGGGUCACAGAGCUGCGCAGCAAGGUCCAUUUCACCACCUAACCAACAGCCUGCCAUUGUGACCGAAAUUGAGAUGGAGGACUCACAAAGAGAAUCUGAGCCUGAGAAACCUGCUAUUGUAGAAGUAACUGAUAAAGAUUUAACCAGUUCUGAUCCACUUAAAGACAGCGGCAAAAUUGAGGAUCCAGAUUCGAGCUUGGAUCCAGUGGAAAAAGCAGCAGAUUCAUCUCAGACGCAGACUACUGGAAAUGAUGUGAUGAUGGAAGAAACAGGGAAAGAAGACGGCACCAGGACUCAAUCCGAGGCUAUAGCUAGUGAAAAUGAAAGGGAAAGUGCAGAGAAAUCUGAAGCAGGGGUCAUUGUUUUGGAUGAUUAAAUUAAAAUGUGAUACAAUAGAUGAUUUAUUGAGAGGCUAUAAUAUUCCUUACCCAAAACUUGAUUUUCUUUUAAUAGUUACCUUCUACACAAAUUCUUUCGUGCUUUAAGCAAGCUUAAAGUCUAGUGUUGUAUAAAGAUUAAUUUGGUUAUAUUUUGUUUAAAAUUUUUAAAUGCUCAUUUAAGAUCAAAGAAAA